Molecule: messenger RNA, 1542 nt
Organism: Neltuma alba
Lineage: Eukaryota; Viridiplantae; Streptophyta; Magnoliopsida; Fabales; Fabaceae
Product: F-box protein 7
Exons: 11
Coding region: 105-1088 (327 amino acids)
Biological process (GO): SCF-dependent proteasomal ubiquitin-dependent protein catabolic process
Cellular component (GO): SCF ubiquitin ligase complex; cytoplasm
Molecular function (GO): protein binding
Source: RefSeq, a predicted model, not a curated record
GACGUCAUUCGCUCGUUUCUCUAUCCUUCUCUUCCCCAUCCCUUUUCUCUUUCUCCUAAAUCUUCCCGGGAAAGUCGCGAACUAAGCUUAUUCUGCUGGUCGUCAUGGCGUCAGAUUUUGCUCCGACAGUUCCCCCAGAGCUCGAAUCUGUUUUAAGGUUUAAGACUGUUGAAUACUUUGUUACAAGAAGGCCCUGGCUUGAUCUUUAUGGGGUUAAUGUGAGGCCUGUUGCACCAGUUGGAAGUGCAAGCAGAAAGCCUUGUGUGGAUUCUGCACUUAUACAUCGUUGCUUACCUGAGGAAAUGCUCUCUGAGGUCUUUGCCCGAAUGAGUCCGUAUGACUUGGGAAGAGCAUCUUGUGUCUGUCGAAAAUGGUGGUACACAAUUCGUAACCCUGUAUACUGGCGCAAUGCAUGCUUGAAGGCUUGGCAGAUCUCUGGAGUAGUAGAAAACUACAAGAUCUUGCAUUCAAAGUAUGAGAGUUCAUGGCGGAAAAUGUGGCUCCUGAGACCGAGGUUACGAACUGAUGGUCUUUAUGUUAGUAGGAAUACUUACAUUCGAGUUGGAGUUGCAGAGUGGAGGACCACUAAUCCAGUCCAUGUGGUCUGCUAUUUUCGGUACAUGAGAUUUUUUCCUUCUGGGCGAUUUCUUUACAAGAAUUCUUCUCAAAAAAUUAAGAAUGUUGUGAAGUGCAUGAACUUUCGAUCUUCUAAAGCAGACUGUGUCUUUGGUGGCCACUACACAUUGUCAGAUGAUAAGGUUGAAGCGGCUGUCUUGUAUCCAGGCAUGCGGCCUACUGUGUUGAGGAUUCGCUUAAGGUUGAGAGGGACAACUGCUGGGGCUAAUAAUAGGAUGGACUUGAUCUCGCUUGUCACUAGUGGUGUGAAUGAUAGUGAGGCUAGUAGACCUGAGGAAGACAUUCUUGGAGUUGUUGAGGGAUGGCAGGAUGAUGAAACGCACAACCCAGAUGUGCCAGCAGUCUCACAUAAGAGGGGCACGACACCCUUUGUCUUUGUUCCAUUUGAUGAGGUGGAGACGUCAGAUUUCAAUCUGCCCGUGGAGAAGAUGGAUUAUUUUGUACCUGGUUGACUAUUGCCCGGGAGCAGUUCUGGGUUAUUUGUAAAUAAAUCUGUUGAUUCCAAUAUAAGUUCAUCCGACUUUGUGCAUUCAUACCUAUGGAUGACAGUGGGAUGACGAUAUCGAUGCCUGCGUUAAAGCUGCGGAGUUAUUUUCAUUUUCGCUUUGAUUGCGUUUAUAUGCACGACGCUGCUAUCUUGUGAAUUUAAUUACCGGAUAGACUCGCCUAGCUGCAGCUGAGAGCAAGACCUGAAGGGAUACGUUACUGUAGUGAUUUUUUUUUUAAUGUUGGGCAUGAUGGCAGCACAGGGAACCUGUUAUUAAUGCUUAAUCAUGUAUCUUAUCCCCUUGAUAUCAAAAUGGUUUGUUUGAAUUAGACAAGUUUUUUUGACAAAUCUAGUUUAAAUGCCUGUAAAGAUUAAGCAACCUCUGAUUCUCUCAUGCACAUGUUAUGAUUGGGUUCAAA